Messenger RNA from Peronospora matthiolae, 168 nucleotides. The record is from the annotation of a GenBank genome assembly. NCBI's taxonomy places the organism in Eukaryota, Oomycota, Peronosporomycetes, Peronosporales, Peronosporaceae.
AUGGGCGAACUCCACUCCACCACAAUAGUGCGCGUGUCCGGAUCUUCUGGUGACUUGGGAUUUCACCGUGAGUCCCGAGAUGAAGAUGCUAAGAUCAAGACUGAAUCUGGGAUUGGAGCGUCAGCGGGAUAUGGAUCGCCACAGACGCGUGAAGAGAAAGGAUCCUGA